Messenger RNA from Limanda limanda (common dab), 1101 nucleotides. RefSeq lists its product as uncharacterized. The record is from RefSeq and is a predicted model, not a curated record. Lineage: Eukaryota; Metazoa; Chordata; Actinopteri; Pleuronectiformes; Pleuronectidae. Bases 1 to 1101 code for a protein of 366 amino acids. The transcript has 12 exons.
AUGUUGAUUAAAGCCAGGCUUGGUGAUGUCCAAAAAUUUGUUAGAAUAACGGAGCCAGAUCUCAAAGAGUUCUUGAUUGCAGAAACUGUCUCCAUGGUACCAUCUCCUGAGCUGUCUACAUCCCUUGAAUCGUCUGAUUCUCACGACACAAUCAUCCUCUCAGAAAGUCCUAAACAGCAGAGGCUGGACACAGAAGCCAAGAACUUGGUGGAAUCCACUCUUACCAAGAAACCUGGUGGGGAACGCAUAAUGAAUGAGUAUAAUCGAAGCAAGUCCCUGACAGAUGAAACCAGGAGGAAAAUGGUGAACAUACUGGCAGCUGACAUGACGGAGAAGAAUGGUAUAUCACCACCGAGACAGGUGAAAGAAAUGUAUGCCAGGGGCAUUGUGAACUUAUUCCCCUACCUCAGUGAUCCAUUCUCCAGGACCGGUUAUCAUUAUCUGAAGGAACAUCUUGGGAAGAUGGGCCUGGAGGACCAGCUGCCAGACGAGAGCCCCAGUGUGUUCCAGAGACUGUGCAACCCAACAGGCACCAAACGGACUUGGCAGCAGCUAAAGAUGAAAUAUAAAAAUGUAGUUCAAACAGCCAACAGAAAAAAGGCUGAGGCCCGCAAAACAGGUGGCGGUCCACCACCACCACCUCUCACAGAGGCUGAAAAGAUGGCCCUCAGUCAGAACAGUGGACGACCCAUUGCUGAGGGCAUCUCUGGGGGGAGUUCAUCGGACCCACCCACGCCCCAGGUCACAGGGGCCUACAUAAGAGUUACUGAUGGUGUAAUCUGUCUCGUUGAGCCUUCUGCCAUAACAGACCUCCAUGCUGUUGAGGAUGAUGAAGAAACCUUAUCAGCUGCCACAGAGAGGGAAGAUGCAGAGAGGCCUGCUGAAAGCCAUGCUGGAAAUUACAAUGGGGAAGAAGGUCCAUCAACCUCCACAGCACAGCUUACCUCACUCCCUGUGAAACAACUUUACAAGGUAUAUUUAGAAUCUCAAAUAAACAAAUCACACCUAGAAAUGGAGCACAUAAGGCUGCAGAUCACCAAAACAGAAAAGGAAAUACAACUGCUGGACCAUCAGUUAAAGGAAAUAAAGAAGACCUCAUAA